GUGAGCUGUCUUCUCUGAAUUUUGUUUUUUAUGUGCUGUGUUAUCUGAUAAUCUGAGCUUUUCGUAAAAACAAACGCUUUUUGCAUCAUCUUUUCGCGUCUAGUGUUAAUUUUUUGCGAGUUUUGAGUAAUUUAAAGCCGCUUAAUUAGUUCUGAACGGUUUAAUAUACUUGACAUCGGUCAAAGUACGAUGAUUUGAAACGUUAGUUCCGGAUUACGAACAAUUGAAAGUAUUCUAUGUAGUGCUGUGAUAGUGUUACCGUAUGUGUUUACUCUUCCUCAGCCUCAGAAUUAUUUGAAGAAAAGAAAUCAAGCUCGUGUUCCUGGUUAUAUGAUUAUCGUAUUAGUCGACGACAGAUUGUGCAGUCCUGUCGAUUAUUAACGUUCCAGUAUCGGUUCGAAUUUGCACCUGUUCUGAUACACAAUCAAAAAUCUCGGAAAUGGAUGAAACAGUACCUGUCGUUUAUGAUAUUGCUCAACCGACUCCGGUAUCGUUGAAAAAUCUAUCAGCCAUCGCAGCUAGUCUGGAAAUCUGGCGCAAUGUUAUAUACAAACAUCGCAUGAACAGUACGAUAAAAAAAUUUGAUCCACUCGAAUUGAAUAUCUCUUUGAAAUCCGCAUUACUUCCUGAUUUGCCUUCAGUAAUUUAUAACGUUAUUGAUGAAUAUGUCCGAAGAUUUAGGCCUUCAGCGAAUACAUGGCUGUGUGAACACUACGAAAGAAUAUUCCACAUAAGUCGCUGCCAUGAAAAUUCUGUUUUAGAAGUCUUUGACGAUUUCGUUGCCGAUUACAGUGGCACCAUUGAUUAUGUGAGAACAGCGAAACGCAUGAUGGUUUGUGACAGAUUUAGUGAGGUCGAAAAAUUCGCUAUAGCUUGCACGUAUUUUUUCGAGGACGAUAUCAGACAAAUCUGGCCGUCUGUAUGCCAGAAUUUCGACUUGAAUACUAUGGAUUUUCGCAAAUGCCCGCAAUUAUAUUAUUGGAUAUGCUGUCUCAGAAAUGAAACCGAUAAGAUACCUAAUCUAGGAAACAGAUCUGUUGACGAACUGAUGGUGGACUACCACAUGGUUGAGAAUAGACCAUCGCUGGAGUAUUUUUGGAGUCGUGUGUCUCUCGAAUAUCGAAUGAGAAAAGCCAUACACACUUACAAUCGUGAUAAGAAAUUGUUAGUUACCUUCGUGUUAUCAAAACUGAACGAUCAACAGCUAGAUGAAUUUGUUAAUACGUAUGGUUGUAAAUUGAUACUCAAGCUACGAAAUGAUCACUCGUGGUUCUUUCAACCAACGUGGACGUUAAUUAAAAAUAAAAUGAACGAAAGUACUCUCAGAACAUUGGUCAUCGAAUUGUUGACACUCGAGCCGUUCUUCGGCUAUGAAAGGUGUCCGAUAGAAUGUCAGAACUGGUUGUAUUAUUGUUCGGAAAUUUGGAACGGUAUCGCGCAUGAUUUAAAACGAUCGAUAAGCGAGUAUGUUUUACCCAUUAUGAUAUUUAAAGAAAAUAAUGUGCGCGUGUAUUCAUUUGGUGGCACACGUUUCGUCGGACUUUCGUUGCGUAUUCUUUCAUCGGCCACUUUUGAGCAGAGAAGCGCAUUUUGGCGCGACUUUUGGCCUCAGUUGAUCGUGGAUACUCGAGUUGAAGAUUUGCUUAAAAUAAUGAAACUUUGUUUCGAAAACGAAGAAGAAAUUGCCCAGUUCAAGAAUAACAUAUUAGCUGAAAAUGAAAAUUUGCGUCUCUUGUGUAGAAAACUAUUACUUAAUGGCAUGUUCGUCGAACUGAACGAUUUAGUGAACUUUUGGUUGCCCGAAAUUCAAACAGCGAAAAGUUACAAGCUGCAGCUUUUGCAAUCAACUUUUCUCGUUGAAAAUAAUCCCGUUGAUGAUUCACUUGUCAAAAGUGUCAACCAAUUUAAUGUGUUUAUCGAUGGUAGUUUCGACGAUAAAGAUCAAUCGGCAGAUUUUAAGAAUCAACUUUUGUUGUCACCUGCAACUCGAGAAGUUUUAUCGCAGAUGCCCUGCAGAUGGAAUUGUCCUGUUGAACCGCUAAUGAUAUUGGUGGAUACGUUUGAUUUGGCUGAACAAACUGUACGUGUUAUAAAAAUGGGCAUGACUAGUUGUUUGACGGAGCAUAUUUCAACAAGGCGUAAUUAUGGAUAUUUUAACGUCAAAACGUUCAAAACACCUGUUUUUGACCAAUUUUUAUUGUGGUUGUUGGGAAGUGCUGAAGAAGUUGAAAGAUUUAGGCACACUUAUUUGCAGAGGCGGAUUUAACUAGGGGUAGGGAGGUGUCACCCCUCCCCACCAUAUUUAUAAAAAUUCGGAUUUGUCGGCAAAAUUAUUGUAAAGGAGGAGUCCCGAUAAGGUCACUUUUUGGCCCCAGCCAAUUAUCGACUCGACCACUCUCAAAAUGUUGUAAUAAAUGUUCCAAUUACGAAUCCGUGGUUAGUUAACCCAAAAUGACCAUUUUUUGGGUCUCUAGGGGUUCCCAAAGUUGUGAUUACAAAAAGAAUUUUAGGAACCACUGAAUAUUAUUUUCAAAAACUUUUUUAGCGUAAAAUAUCUGUUUGAACUCGAUAAACGUUAUGCGAGGUGAUUUUUCCUAUUUUGGACCCUCGGGGCAGAAAUUGGGGGGGGGGGUUGAUUUUUUGAAAAUUUUUGAACCACCAUUUUGAACCUACCCGUUUGAGCCCGGCUAAAAAGCUUUUUACAGUUUAUUAGUAUCUGAAAGACCUUCAUCCUACCGAAUUUUGAGCUCAAUAAAAUUUUCCGCUGGUACCCCAAAAUCCAGUUUUCCAUUUUUUCGCAAUUUUCGAAAUUUUGGGAACCCCUGGAAAACUAGAAACCUGCGAUUUGCGCCAAACGUAACGUUUUGAGGUAUAUUGUAUUCAAUUAUCUUGAUGAAAAAGUUUAAUUAAGCUCCCUGUAUGUUCGUAAUUUUGAACCAUUUUUUUAGAACCCCCCACUUUAGGCACCCCUAAAAAAAGGCGUUUAUGCAUAUUUUUCCAAAUAAAUUGAAGAAUUUACAUUUGAAACGCACUAGCAAGUGCUCGAUAAUUUUUCAUAUAAUUUUCCCAAUAAAUUUCAAAAUUCAGCUAUAUCGAGUCAAAUUCUGAGAAUUUAACUAUCUACGUUUAAAUCGUGAAAACGUGAUUUUAACGUAUUUUCGAAGAGUUAAAUCUCAGAAUUUGACCCGAAAAAACUUAAUUUUGAAAGUUACAGGAAAAAUCGAAUGAAAAAUUAUCGAGCACUUACCAGUGUGGUCCGAAUGUAAAUUCUUCAAUUCAUUUGAAAAAAUGUGCUUAAACGCCUUGUUUAGGGGUUCCUAAAGUGGGGGGCUCUAAAAAAUGGUACAAAAUUACGAAUUUAGGGGGGGGGGGGUGGAUUAAUUGAACAACUCUAUUCCACAUAAAAAUGUAAACCCCUCCAUGAUUUCAUCAGCACGUUAAAAUUUUGAUUUUUGUCGGCGAAAUGACAUGAUACACACCCCCCCCCCCCCUCAACUAACAUGAAUUCGAUCCGCCUCUGCCUAUUUGAAAUAGAAUUCUGCCAGUAUUGAGAGAUUAUCCGUAGGGUUCCACUGUUUUGGUUUUUUUUUUAACAACCCUGCAUAAAUGAGGAUUUACUCUAGUAAUGCCAUAUAUUUUGUCGACUUUUUCAGGUUAAUUGUGUUUGUUAGAUUUUUAAAUACAUUGAGAUUCGUUUUUACUUACUUAUUUUUAUCUGGGUUUUGGUUUUUUUGAUAGUUUGCGUAAGAAGUAGAUAUAUACUUAAGCUGUGUGGUGAUUCGCUAAAACUUUUUUUUAUAUAUUUGAGGUACGUUAAGUUUUUUUUGUUAUGUUAUCUAUUCUAUUAUCUAUGUUGAUUUUUUUAGCUGCGAGUGCAUACAAAGGUGCAUUGAUAAUUUCUUCAUUUUUCAUGAACGAAUAUUUUGUUAAUAUAGGUAGAGGUACCUACGUAGUUUUAGUUCAUUUGUUAUACGCAGUAAAUAAAAUACAUACUUACUUACUUCUAUUUUUACGACAAUUUAUGAAUCUUUUUUUUUUUACUUGAAUUUACUAAUGGUGUAGUCCAUGUUCAUUCAUUCAUAUUACGAUCUUAUUCACUCUAAUUGUGCCAUUACAAAGCAGUUUCAUCGCAAAUACUUAGUCGUGCUUUCAUAAAAAAUAUUGUAUAAUCAAUCGUGCUAUAACUUCUUUGAAGAAAUAAUUUAGUCAAUCCACGUCAAUUUAACUAAGUAUAGAGUUUCAAAGUACAUAA
Molecule: messenger RNA, 4252 nt
Organism: Planococcus citri (citrus mealybug)
Lineage: Eukaryota; Metazoa; Arthropoda; Insecta; Hemiptera; Pseudococcidae
Exons: 3
Coding region: 440-2266 (608 amino acids)
Source: RefSeq, a predicted model, not a curated record